AUGCCGAGUCUCUUUUCCCGCCUGAAAGGCAAGGACGGCAAAUCCAAAUCUAAGAAGGGCGCGCUCGACCAACCCGAACAGCCGCUAAAACCACGAUGGGACGACGCGUGGGCACGCAAAACAAUCGACCCCGAGGAAGUGCAGCAAUUGCUCCGAUUUUGCACAGAAGAGCUCAAAGCGAGAGCUCUCGAUCUUCCGUUCCUCCUACUCCCUUUUCGGCCAACAUCCGACCCGAGCGCCGUCCGUACUUUUGUGCGACACUUUUUCGACGGUAAAGAUGGCGGUCAGUUACUUCGCGGGGAGGCCCUGGCCCGCGAGCUGCGAAUGACGGAGCCAAUGGUAGGAUAUUGCGAUAACUUUACGCGUGUGGUUGGGGGUCGAGUCGCUAAUAUCGGUGAUAGGUCAUUUCGGGCGUGGUUAAGUGGUGCUGGAGCAGACUCCAGGGCGGCGUUGUUGGGUGGGACUCCUACGAGCUUUUCAAGGUCGGAGAGCAUGAUUAUCUUCGACUUCUUCGAUCUUCUCGCGGCGAUCGCGGCCCACAGCAAAUCCAACGGGUUCGGAGGACGGAAGCUCUCCCGCAUGGCAGCAUGGUGGGCGUUCGAACCCAAUGAUAACGGCAAUGGCUUUGAGGGCGGUGCUGCCGAUGCCACGAGCCACUUAUUCUUCGCCUAUAUGCGUUCCCUCGCGCCCGAGCCGGUUCAGGGCGGCAUCUCGCUACUGCCAAUGUCGUUGCAGAAGCUCCUGCAAGAAACCGAAUACCCGCCGCAGAGACCAGCCCUCAUGCAGACGUCGACAAAUAGGGUUGCUAUGAUUGUCGACACCGUGUCGCCUACGCCAUUCACCCUGCUCCGGAGAGCCAACCAUUUCCAAUACCGUGACGAGGACCGGGCACUUCAAGAAUGGUCCGAGUAUGAGGAUCCAAUUCAGGCCUUGACGGAGGAGUGCCGCAGAGUUCUUAGGGCGAUUGCUGCGGCCAACCAGUCGCAAGCUGUUUCGAGCUCGAAACAUUCCACCAGUCUUCGGGACGCCUCCUGGUCUCGGUUCGAGGAUAUUGGAUUUGCGAGCGCGCUUGAGGAGGACGACAUGGACGACGAUGCGCUCGCGAAGCGGCGAAUGCAACAGGGGUUAAGGAAUACGCCCGCUUCCGGAAAUGGUGACCUAGGGCGGCCAACUACUCCGUCAUGGGCCGAUUUCCUUUCCUCCGGUUUCGUGGAUGAGCGCGGCGCACCGAAUAUGCUGCUACCCCCCGAUAAGGUUCUGCCUCCGAUCGACACGGGAACUGCCCGCCAGCGGAGCUCUCAGUCUCACAAGCCGAGAUUGGAAACCGACAACCAGUUUGAACCUGGUGAGUUGGCGAGCAUCGUCCGGUUUGACCUCGAUGACGCUUUCUGGUGGGUGUGGAUGAGCAGUCUGGCCCCUGAGGAAACCGCGGAAAGGAAGUCGGCCUUCGGGCGCUGCGCCGUCAUUGAGACUCUUAUCCGGACUGGCCGCUGGCUUGUUAUGGAGGAGAUCGUCAAGGGCGCGGCUCCGGAUCCUGAGGAAGGCGCUUACAUCGCCGAGAAGAAGGGCUUUUUCAGUUGGACCCGUCGCGGAAAGGGCCUUAACAGGAGAAAGUCGACGGGGAAGCACGCGCUGGACAAGGAUGGGCAGCUGAAAUCAGGCUCUGCCAUAGGCCUGAGCAAGACGAGCAUUGGCCCCGACCAGCAAGCCAGAAUCCAGGCUGCCGCGCUGCAGCUUCAAAGGCAGGAGCAGCAGAAGACGCAACAACAGGUCCAGGAGCGGCGGGGGAGGAAAGAUACAGACUAUCUCGCCGAGAAGACCAACAGCGUCUUCACCCUUCAACCAAGCAUUCUCAGUGGAGGCGUCUCCGGCGGCGAGAAUGAACACCGCCCCGGAACUGCCCCCGAGAGACAUCUUUCAUCGCCCGCUAGGCCGGACCCGAUCGUGACCACCGGCUCGUCUUCGGUCCCGCGCCGUAACGAGACGCCAACCCCCCAGACACCGAAGCGGGAAGACAAGGAAUUGGAGGUGCCGAAGGAGAUCCACCCGGCGGAGCGAGUGCACAGCCCAGUGUCCCCACCGAAGGAGCAGGCCAGCCUGGAGCUGGCACGAGAGCAGAUGGUCUCCCCCGAGCCUGCCCUCGGUGACGACAGCCAGAAGCACAAGAAGCUUCACAAGGACGCGGUUAAGCCGGGUGCCGGCGGCGGCUUGAAGAAGCUGUUCAGCCGUAAGAAUAGGAGUUCAAAGCUGCCAGAGAACGCUGCAGAGCAGCUCAAGGCGUUCACUGCUGCUACCGAGGCUUCCGCUCCUCCGGCCGUGCCGCAAAAGGCUGCGGAGCGGGCGGCGCCCAAGGAGCAACCUGCUGUUUUGCAGAAGUCUCAACCCGUUCCGGCUCGUGUUCCAGUUCCCGCCCAGUCUCCCGUUUCGCCGGUCUCGCCGGUUUCACCCCCCCCUGCGCCGCAGGCUCCUGUACAAACCGCUCCCGAGGAGCCUGCCCCCAUCUCCGACUCACCCCUUCCUCAAGAGGUCUCGCCCGUGAGCCCGGUGGAUGUCACCGCUGGAAAGGAGGAGGUCUCCCGCUUCAACCAAGGGCCCCUGCUUGACCAACCCGCGUUCGUGCCUGACGACAAUGACGAGGAUGAUGCCAUUCCUCCUCCCAUUGCCAGGCACUCCCCUCGCAAUCCAUCGCCGGUACCACAGCAACCCGAGGAAGAGGAAGCAGCCCCUCCCCCGGCACCAGUGGCUCGCGCCGUCGACCCGCAAGACCGAUGGGCGCAGAUCCGCAAGAAUGCCGCGGAGCGGGCCGCCUACCGCCAGGCCACACAAACCGCGAGGGUCUCGGGGGGGCUUACUGAUGUAUCAGACAGCAGUGAAGAGUCGAUCGAAACCCGCGUCGCCCGUAUCAAGGCCAGAGUUGCCGAACUGGCCAAGGCCGCUGAGGGCGGCCCUAACGCUCGCGUGCCGCCCCCCAUCCGUCGUUAG
Messenger RNA from Chaetomium globosum CBS 148.51, 2982 nucleotides. RefSeq lists its product as uncharacterized. Lineage: Eukaryota; Fungi; Ascomycota; Sordariomycetes; Sordariales; Chaetomiaceae. Bases 1 to 2982 code for a protein of 993 amino acids. The transcript has 6 exons. The record is from RefSeq and is a predicted model, not a curated record.